GUCUGCUUUCGUUCCUACGGCUACAUCUACCAUUUCGACACAUGUAAAUCAGAUUAAGCUAUGGAUGGCAGGGCAUUUAAUAAUGAGAGAAGAUCUGAAGAUACAUGUACAUUUAAUGUUGGAAGCAGAGAGACAGGACCUGUGAUAAAAGUGCGAAUCUGGCGUCCUAAGUUUGAUCCACCACAUGUUUCACCUUUCUGUGAUCUCAGUGAAGAUGCUCAGGUUGUGAUGAAAGCCAUAUUGGAAGAAAGUGAAAGGAAAAAACAAUUUAUUUUGAGCCAUGCCGUGCCCCAGCAAAAUGACUCUGUUAGCUACUACAGCUCUGUUUACAGAGGUAGUUUUAAUACAGAUAUUCCAAACACUGGUAUGAUGCCUCCAUCAAGAUGGCAGAAGACAGCCACACAGUCAACCUCUGCUCCAGAAAUUCCAACUUUAUUGGGUGACAUUUCCUCUCAACAGGAUCCCCAAGACGUGGGAACAAAGGCAGAUCAGAUAACACAUGCAAGUAAUGGCCUUAUGUCCCAGCCCAAUGCAAGACUGUCACCAUCAUCAGAUGAUUUUUCUUUAUCCCCACUUGAUCUGUCAGGUGAAGGCCAGGCUGUUUUUGCUGACUGUGCCAGUAAUGUUUCACCACUUGAUGUAGACAGACAAGAAAUGUUAGGAGUGUGGACCCCUCCUAUAACAAAUCACAGUGUUGACCAGAGCAUUGAAUUUUGUCAGAAUGAACCUGUCUUAUGCCUCAUGAAAAAUCAUCCAUUUAUGAAUGAAAAGAUUGACAAUGACCAGUGGAGCUUAAAUGAGCCUGUUGGUCCAGAGCUAUCCCCCCCUGAGUGUGGCCAACUUCUGGACAUCGUAUCUGGAGAUAAUGACAGUAUUAAAAUGUUGUCAAAGGAAGAGAUGAAGAGGAAAGUGGACAGAAUUCAGAGUCAUGAGGAAGAAAUAACUGAUGGAGACAAACCCAUCCAAAAUGAAAUUACUAAAGAUAUAAUAAUUACUUCAAUAACAGGAAUCUGUCCAGCCAAACAGCCCAGGUUACACAGCUGUGACUUAGCCUCUACACAAGACAGUGAUCUGGAUUUAAUAGAAAACAUGUUAAGUGUGAGUCAAGAUUAUGAUAAGAUGACCAAGUCUAAAAGAAAGUUCAAGACCCCGUUCAAACCGUCUGCAGCAACAAGCAAGCAAAUUUCAGCAACUGUCAAGAUUCAAAGCUGUGGCCUUCGAAGCGAGAGCUGGAUUCCAACACGCAAGCUCAUUAGUUGGAUGCCUAACUCAGGGUGCUUUAACCAACCAAUCCAACGAGGACCAUUCCACUUUCGGAAGUUGAUGUGGAUGAUACAGAUGAACAUACAUGAUCAACAUGUGCCACCAACAUGUUCAAGGGGAAUCUUCACCUCAAACACAGAUAAGUUUUGUUUUGAUGAUGACAUACAGAUGAAAUCCCUCAACAUUGUCAAUAUCGGCUUCAUAUCUAAGGAAGACAGAAAGGCUGUCGGCAAUGGUCUUCUUCAGUCUGAAGAAGCAAUCAUCACACUAGUAUUCAAGGAUGGGUCAACUCUGUUUUCAUCAAAUGAUGAUAAGAAAAAACCAAGGGAAUCCAAGGCUGUAGGAGUUGCUAUAGGUCACUACCACAUUGCCCCCAAAACAGAACAAGCAACAAGAAAGGAAACUGAGAACCAAACACUUGCUUGUCUUUACAUUCCAACUGGUGGAAUCAAGGAGAAAACAGACCUGUAUCAAUGGGCAAGAGAUUUUACACGUGAGUUGAUGUCCAGUAAGGUGAGGAAGGUUUCUUUCCUGGCAAAAGAGGUUGUGCUUUUCCUGCUGCAUACCUUUGACUUUGAGUUUUCAGUUGUGCUAUCAUGGAUAAUCCUUGAUGCCAAAGUGGCAUCAUGGUUACUGGACCCUGAUAAUCCAGUUCAGAAUUUUGAAGGCUUGCUUCACACAACUUCCAGAAACACGGAAGACAAAGAUUCCACCUUGGGGACGCUGAUGUCAAACUUUAAACAUUUGGGAUCCACAAUGCUGCAGCUGUUUCAUAAGCUCAAGGCAAGGAACCUUUGGCCUUUAUUCUUUGAACUUGAAACUCCAUUGAUACCCCUAUUGGCAAAAAUGGAAAAAAGUCACAUGAAGGUGGAUGCAGAUAUGUUUCUGAAGUUUUCUGAUGUUUUGAAGAGCAAGUUAUCAAGGCUUGAGAAAAAGGCUCAUAACCUGGCUGGCCAUUGGUUUUGUAUUAACAGCCACCCUCAGUUACGACAGGUGAUAUUUGAAGAAUUGCGCCUUGAUCUAAUUUCCAAGAUGAAGAAGAAGGUCAGCAUGACAAGCGUGAAUCAUGUGAAGUCAACAUCUGAGGCCGUACUGACCCAACUGUCAGAGGGACACCCACUUCCUGCCGUAGUGCUGGAAUAUAGACAGUUGCAGAAGCUAAAGUCUACGUAUGUAGAUGGCCUGAUAAGUUGUGUGGAGAAAGGUUACCUCCAUACCCACUGGGACCAGACUGCUGCUGCUACUGGUAGACUCACCUCCUACCAGCCUAACCUUCAGUCAGUCCCCAAACAGCCUGUCAUCAUCACAGACUACAAAACUUCCUACAUAGUUGGUAAGGAUGAGGAUUCAACACUCCCGGUGUUUGCUAGAGACCCAAUUAUAAGUGUGGAGGGAGCAUCUUUCUUGGCUGCAGAUUUCCAGCAGAUUGAAUUAAGACUGCUGGCACACUUGUCUGAUGACCCCAAACUGAUCAGCAUCUUCACUGGAGCUAAGACAGAAGAUAUAUUCCUAGAGCUGACAUCUCAGUGGUUGGAUAAGCCUUUGGGUGAUGUGACUCAAGCCGAGAGGGAGCAAACAAAACGAGUAGUUUACUCCGUCAUGUAUGGUGCAGGCAAAGAAAAACUUGCUGAAUAUUUGAAGAUAGAGCCAUCACAUGCAAAGGCUAUAAUUACAAGUUUUUUGGAUAAAUUCCCUGCAGUAAACUUUUUCACAAAAAAGUGCACGGAUUUCUGUCGGAGCAAUGGGUACACCUGUACUGUUUUCAAGCGACGGAGACUUAUUCCUAACAUCACUAGCAAAUCUCCCAAGUUGAAAGCUCAAGCAGAAAGACAGGCGGUCAAUUUCUGUGUACAAGGCUCAGCAGCAGACAUCUGUAAGGCAGCGAUGUUACAGGUUGAACGAGCAUUGCUCUUUAGGCCACACCUUAAAGCCAGGCUGUUAUUACAGAUUCAUGAUGAGCUGUUGUAUGAGGUACCCGAUGACAAUCUGGAAGAAUUCUCAGAUCUGGUGAAAGGUGUGAUGGAAUCUGCUGACCAGCUGUGUGGGAAGAUGAUCAAGCUGAAGGUGCCCCUGAGUGUAUCCCUGAGUGUGGGCAAAAAGUGGGGACAUCUACAGAUCAUGAACAAACCAACAAACACAACUUUACUGCCAGGAACAUGCUUCUGAAAUGCUUAUAGUCACUAUACCUGCUUGUACAUAGACCCAGUAUAUCAGCUGGAUUUUAUCUGGAGUAUGUCCCAUCACUGUACCUGCUUGUACACAGACCCAGUAUGUCAGCUGAAUUUUAUCUGGAGUGCUUCCCAUUACUAUACCUGCCUGUACACAGACCCAGUAUGUCAGCAAGAUUUUAUCUGGAGUGUGUCCCAUCACUAUACUUGCAUGUACACAGACCCAGUAUGUCAGCAGGAUUUUAUCUGGAGUGUGUUAGAGAGGGUGCAAGCAGAGAGGACAUUGUUCACACACCAUGAACAAACCAAUAGACACAACCUUAUUGCCAAGAACAUGCUUCUGCAGUGCUUACAAUCACUAUACCUGGUUGUACACAAACCCAAUAUGUCAGCUGGAUUUUAUGUGGAGUGCUUCCCAUCACUGACUGUAUCUAAUUAUACACAGACCCAGUAUAUCAGCUGGAUUCUACCUGGAGUGCUUCGCAUCACUAAACCUGCUAAUACACAGACCCAGUAUAUCAGCUGGAUUUUAUCUGGAGUGCUUCCCAGCAGACAGAGAGGACAUUUACACAUCAUGAACAAACCAAGACACAAGCUUACUGUCCGUAACACACUUGUUGACCUUUAAUUUGCGUGGUAAAAGUUGCUGUUAUGUAUUUUCGUUCACCUGCUAUUCAGAAAGUUUUAGUAAAGGUUUUGUAUGGGUGAACCUCUGUAGAUGCCCAUACAUAGGGUUGUGCCAUAUGUAGGUCGAUGCAUGGUGUUUGUGUGGUCGAGCUGUAACUUACAUAUAAAGCUUAUUCCGUCUGAUGCAAGAUAUCAGUGCAUAAGUUAUACAAUUUAAAGAAAAGUGGCUGCAUAGUAUAUGUUUUGCAAUAAUAAACUCUUUUCAGGGAGUGAAACAGGUUAGCAACUUUUUGUCGGCUAUAUUGUUACAAAUCAGUUAGUAACCUGCUGCUCUGAUCUCAGUUUAAAAAAAACAUCACGUGAUGUAGCCUACACACUGGGUAAGGUGCAUAUGAACUAUCUAAUCCAUCAUGUUAAUCAACAAGGAAAGACACACGGAGUGGACCCAGAUUUUUGAAGGUUUAAACUGGCGUUUUCAGAGGAGAGAACAAGACUAGAUACGGUCUGGGUAAACCUUGUGGACUUGAAUACAAUGAUUUAUUAUUUAUUUGAUUGGUGUUUUACGCCGUACUCAAGAAUUUUUCACUUAUACUACCUCGGUCAGCAUUAUGGUGGGAGGACAACGGACACAGCCGGGGGAAACCCACGACCAUCCGCAGGUAGCUGAAUUACCUUCCCACGUAAAUACGAUGAAACUGGAACAACCACUGUGACUCGUAAUGACAACGCGGUAAAUACUUUUUUUGUUUUUUUAACUCUUCUGACAUGUUUUAUUCCAGGUUUAUUUGUGAAUCUGUCUUCCAUAGAAAUCCUCAGGAGGUGUGCCAUAAGACUUGUUUCAAGAUGACUGAUGAUGAACUACAAACCGUGUCUUCCCCAAGUACAUCCCCAUCUGAUGCACAUGGACCUUUAUACUCUGGCUAUCAUAACAUUUACAAGAAGCACUCGGUUCAACAUAAUGAAGCCGGUGAUAUUCACGGACAGAGGAGGUUUUCACUGCGACCAAACCAAAAUGCAGAGAGGAGGGCAUCGAGAAGUGAACGGAGACCCAGUGAGAUCUCUAUCCAGGAUCUCGCCGUUAAUUUGAGUGGCGGUGCUAACAUGACCGAACUGAAGCGGGACUCGGUCAGCUCGAUGGUGUCCACGACCUCUACAGCCACCAUCUUGCCGAACCCGUACAACCGGUUUAACCACCAUAUCCAUGCCGUGUCUAUCUCGCCUUGCUGUAUGGUAUUUUUCCUCAUCUGUUGCCUGCCUGCCGUUCGCACCAUGAACAAGUCCGAUCGAUUCUAUCAAGUGGGAAACGACUCAAAAGCGAAAGUUUAUGCCAGAUGGGCAACAUUCCUCUUCUUCUUUGGCAUGUUCCUGACACUGCUGACGGGUAGUGUCAUCUUGUUUAUCGUGGUGUAUCUUACAACCAGGAAGAACUGAAACUAGCGAUGAUACUUUUGCACUUUUGGUAAGCCUCAUGAAGUCCCAUAACCUAACUCAGCUGCCGAUAAUUUGUCUGAAACUCACUUUUAUGUAAACUUUCCUGAACUAGCACACUCCCAGUUACAUCCACAUGAGAGUACCACAAUGUACAUACGCACACCGAAUUUAACAUCAUUUAUGAGAUGCUGGUACGCAAAUUUAAAUGGAGGCGCUUUCUGAUACUGUAUGCAACAACGCAAGAAUUUGUGUGACUGAUAUGUAUAGAGACCAUUGUGAUCUGCAGCUUUAAAACACUUUCGUUUAAAAAAGCUGUAUAUUGUAAAGUAUUGGUCCCGCAACAUGAUGCCGGUUGCGUGUAGUGUACUGUUGGGAAUACAGCUUGAUGAGAGGUCACGAGAAAUGACAAAAGGUCUGAAGAAAGAUUGUCUGUUGAAAGAUUUAAGAUCUGUGAACUUAACGUGUUAAAGAAUCAAGUCUCUUAUUCGAUAACACUUCAUGGUUUUAUAUUAUCAAAGAAUGUGUUUUAUUUUUAAAGUGUUCUUAAAAUGUUGAAUACGGCUUUAUGGGGAUGUAAUAUAGGGUUAAAAGGAAAACAUAGCCUCAAAAACGCACGUUCCGGUGACCUACAUUGCAUCACCUGUCAGGUGUCAUGAGUAGAGCGCACGCUGCACUUGUGUGACACGCAUCAAGGACUCUUAAGGGGAUUCGGGACUCAAUAAAUUCAUAGAAGAAACGUUUGCGCGCCGUCUACCGAGAAGAUGGAGGACCAAUUGAUCACCUUUUCAAGUAAAACAAGGGAGAACAUCAUUUUGAAAUGUCCGGAACAUGCGUUUUUGACUCUGUUUUGAUUUUGGUCCCGUGAAUAGAAAUCUUAAAGGAUGAAAUUGAAAUUUGUUCUGUAUACUUAAGACAUAAUGGCUUUUGAGUGUAAAUUUUUCGAAGCUGACAUAAGAAGGUUUCGGAGAUAUUUAGUGUCAAAGUACGGCCCAUUUCUUUAUACCCACCCGAGGCGGUCAGCAUUAUGGCGGGAUGAAACCGGGCAGAUCCUAGGUGUUUAAACAUCUACUACAGUGUGAAGACGUGAAUGUCUCAAAAGGAGGAUUAAAUGAUAAGGAUUGAGAUAGUCCGAACUGCUUUUCUAAAUUAUUUAAAAAAUAGCAAUGUAUCAAAACUGCUGUCACUAGUUUCGGAGGAUAAUACAGAAACAAAACUUUUCUGUCGUUACCAAUUUUGCCUGGUGUUACGUCAUGCAAGAACAUUUGGCGUCACCCAUCCCUGACGUAAAGCAGCAAAUGACGUCGGCACUUUCAAGCGCGCAUGACGUCAUUCCAGGAUAACUGCCUUACCCAAGGUCACAUCUACUUGAUUCAUCGUCACAUAAGGAACAUUGUCACGUCACAUCAGGAAAAUUUUACGGAAACUGCCGAAGAUUUUGUUUUUGAGAACUUUUCACUUACAUUAGUUAAAUAGUGUUAUUCGUCGUAAAUCUUAUUGAACCCUGGUGUUGGCUCUGUUCCCUAGGGUAUCCUUUUAUAUCAUUUUAAUAUUUCCGCGUAGCUUCUCUUAGGACUGAAGUAACACUUUAACAAACUAUACCUCUGAAAACGAAAAUAUAUGUAGGCCUACAUGCAAUCAAGUAGGGAGACAUCGUUAGAUUUUACAAGCUUUGUUAGAUUCAUUUGGUGUGUUGAUCAACAGAGAUUUGGACUGUGCCUAAGUGCAACAUAAGUUUAAUCAGACUAAUGCCUUGUAAUACCACGUUCAUCCUAU
Molecule: messenger RNA, 7262 nt
Organism: Liolophura sinensis
Lineage: Eukaryota; Metazoa; Mollusca; Polyplacophora; Chitonida; Chitonidae
Product: DNA polymerase nu-like
Exons: 25
Coding region: 61-3429 (1122 amino acids)
Biological process (GO): double-strand break repair; DNA-templated DNA replication
Molecular function (GO): DNA-directed DNA polymerase activity; DNA binding
Source: RefSeq, a predicted model, not a curated record